CACACCUCACCCAUGGCCUGCAACAGCCUCUGCCGUCCCUGCGGACCCACCCCGCUGGCCAACAGCUGCAACGAGCCCUGUGCCCUGCAAUGCCAGGAUUCCCGAGUUGUUAUCCAGCCUUCUCCCGUUCUGGUCACCCUGCCAGGACCCAUCAUGACCUCCUUCCCCCAGAACACCGCCGUCGGAUCCACCUCCUCGGCUGCCGUGGGCACUGAGCUCAGUGUGCAGGGACAGCCCAUCUCUGGUGGCUUUGGUGGCUUUGGCUACGGCCUUGGCUAUGGCCAUGGAUUUGGCAAUGGGCUGGGAGGCCUGGGCUGCUAUGGCAGAAGGGGCUAUGGCUACAUCUGCUAAGGGCCCUCAGCACCACUCCUGACACCAACCAACCACUCCCUGGAACUCAUCUCAGGCAUUGAGGACACACAUUCCUCUGGGCCAAGGCUCUCCAACAGGCUCAGCAAUUCCGGUUCCAUUGUUGCCUUAAGGCAUCAUCUGCUCUCAGGGCAAGGCAGCAGCCAAGGGAGUCAGUCUGGGCUGCCGGCAAACAUGGCCCAUCUGCCUCCUGUUCCUCUCCCACACCCUUUCAGCUCUGUCCAGUCCCCUCUCCUUCAAAUCCCUUCUCCCUAGUUGGACACCACUGGGAACAUUCACCAUCUGCCUGCUUCUUCUGUGGAGCAGGAAGGCCUUGCUGCUCUG
This is a messenger RNA of Haemorhous mexicanus (house finch), 693 nucleotides long. Its product is annotated as feather keratin 2-like. The coding region runs from base 13 to 351 and encodes 112 amino acids. Gene Ontology annotation, molecular function: structural constituent of cytoskeleton. The transcript has a single exon. The record is from RefSeq and is a predicted model, not a curated record. Gene Ontology annotation, cellular component: intermediate filament. NCBI's taxonomy places the organism in Eukaryota, Metazoa, Chordata, Aves, Passeriformes, Fringillidae.